Brassicogethes aeneus is the source of this 1205-nucleotide messenger RNA. The record is from the annotation of a GenBank genome assembly. Lineage: Eukaryota; Metazoa; Arthropoda; Insecta; Coleoptera; Nitidulidae.
AAACGAUGUAGUCAAGGAACAUCAUGGAACUCAUAACUACAAAGAUUGUAGUCGCGGUGUUGUUCGCCUUGGGGAGGUUCUUUUUCGGGACCCUACCGGUGAAGUUGUACCACUUUCUUCGCCGCUGGGAAGAAGAAGAUGACUCUCCUAAUUUUGUCAACGAAAAACGUCACAAUCAAGUUAACUGUGCCAUCGCCAUGUGUCAAUCUUUUGGGGGUGGUGUACUGUUUGCGACAUGUUUUUUGCACAUGAUGGUGGAGGUUUUUAAAUCAGUUGAAGACAUCAAGAAACUCGAGGGUUUUAACACUGACUACCCUUUAUCGCAAAUAGUGGUAACAAUAGGAUUUUUUUUCAUAUAUUUCCUCGAAGAAGGCUGUCAUUGGUACAUAGCCAAACUACCCGCCGAACCAUGCCCAUCACGACAACAAAAAAACAACAACCUAGGCAGCAGAACCAUAACACCUUUAAUCAAAACAAAAGUUUCACCAAGCAUGGAAAAAGAGGACAUUUUUAUAAUUCAAGAAUCGAAAAACCCAGAAGAAAUAACGCAUGUGGAACGCAACGAAGAAACGCUCAGCAUCUCCUCUUCAGUUGAAAAAGAAAACAAGAAAAAUAUCACACUCAGUCAAGAAAUAGAGAUACCAGAUGAUUUCGAAGGCAAAAAAAAUCAAAGACAAACGGAAAUAUUACACGAAUUCGAGAAAAUAUUUAACAGUGAUUCAAAAACCCAGCAGCAAAUAGUGCGUUGUAUUUUCAUAGUGAUGGCUCUAUCAUUACACGCGAUUUUCGAAGGCCUCGCCAUCGGUUUACAAAACGAAAUAGCCACUAUAUGGUACCUAUUCACUGCAGUGACAAUACAUUCAGCCACCAUAUUAUUCUGCAUGGGUUUGGAGCUAUUAAUAGCAAAAACCAAAACAAAAACAAUUAUUCUACAAAUGCUUUUACUGGCGGCAACAAGUCCUUUUGGGGUUAUUAUCGGUCUUCUAAUAACUUUGAAAGCAGAUAUGAAUACAAAGGCCAAAUCGGCUGCAGUAGUGAUCCUUGAGGGACUCUCCACAGGAACAAUACUUUACAUAACCUUUUUUGAAGUUUUAAACCGUGAAAAAGCUAGGAGAGUCUAUAGAUUAUACAGGGGGAUAUGUAUCAUGGGAGGCUUCACAUUUAUGGCUCUUCUACAGUACUACGAAAUCCUAGAGAAAACCUAA